Molecule: messenger RNA, 1716 nt
Organism: Asterias rubens (European starfish)
Lineage: Eukaryota; Metazoa; Echinodermata; Asteroidea; Forcipulatida; Asteriidae
Product: probable aminopeptidase NPEPL1
Exons: 12
Coding region: 13-1584 (523 amino acids)
Biological process (GO): proteolysis
Cellular component (GO): cytoplasm
Molecular function (GO): manganese ion binding; metalloaminopeptidase activity
Source: RefSeq, a predicted model, not a curated record
GUGACUAUCAACAUGGCGAAUGUUGUUCUACAAUUUUCUUCCGGGAACAGCGUUUCUGACCCAAGAUCUCGGUCGGUUUUGAUUCUUGGACAGCUGUCACACCUGACAGCAAUCAGUUAUGAAGCAGUCCGCUCAAAGUUGGAGCCGAGAGUGACACAAGAGACGUUUAAGGUGGGCGUUGACAGUCUGCACCCAUCGCCAACGGACUCUGUCUCCUUGUGGGUCAACAAUGCCACAAUCGCAGCCUUGCCCCUCAAAGCGAGCCGGCACAACACACCAUCACGGGCCCACGCUGUCACCAAGCUGGUCAAAAAUGGCCUACCAGGCAUGGCCAAGGAGUGCAUUGUGAUCGUGUGUGAACGAAGCUGCGUGUUUGCGUCGGCCUGCGCAGCGGCCAGAGCCUAUCCACUCUUCUCACGUCGGCUUGGAUCUAAGGGGUCCAGCACGCGGGUCGUAACCAUCGAGUUUAUCCUGGUGGGAGAGAACAGCAGUAAGCCUCUGACCGACGGAGACAUCCAGACCCUCGCUGUCACUGCAGACGCUGUGCGUCAAUCUGCACGGAUUGUCGACACGCCUUGUAAUGAAAUGAAUACUGACCAUUUCCUACAGGAGGUGCAUAGAGUGGGCAAAGAGCUUGGUAUCGUACCAUUCAUCAUCAGGGGUGAAGAUCUGGAUAAACAAGGAUUUGGAGGUAUCUAUGGGGUUGGAAAGGCAGCGGCUAACCCGCCGGCUAUGGCUGUACUUAGCCAUAAGCCAGCGUCUGCAACUCAGACAAUAGCGUGGGUUGGCAAGGGCAUUGUCUAUGACACCGGUGGCUUAUCAAUUAAAGGGAAGACCGCCAUGCCUGGUAUGAAGAGAGAUUGCGGCGGUGCUGCAGGGGUGCUGGGAGCCUUUGCAUCUGCUGUCAAACUGGGUUUUAAGGAGAACCUUCAUGCUAUAAUCUGCCUUGCUGAGAAUGCUGUAGGACCACUAGCUACCCGACCAGAUGAUAUUCACAUCCUGUACUCUGGAAGAUCAGUAGAAAUCAACAAUACCGAUGCAGAGGGACGCUUGGUGCUUGGUGAUGGGGUUGCCUAUGCAGUGAAGGAUCUAAAGGCAGACAUUGUACUAGACAUGGCUACACUGACCGGUGCCCAAGGCAUCUCAACAGGGAAGUACCACGCUGGACUGUUAUGCAACAAGGAGGAAUGGGAGGAGGCUUGUGCAGUAGCUGGAAGGAACAGUGGUGACUUAGUGUUUCCCCUGGUUUUCUGCCCUGAGCUUCACUUCAGUGAAUUUGGUAGCGCUGUUGCAGAUAUGAAGAACUCAGUCAUGGACCGUGGCAAUGCACAGAGUUCAUGCGCUGGUCUCUUCAUUGGAGCUCACAUUGGGUUUGAUUUCACUGGUACUUGGAUUCAUGUGGACAUGGCCAGCCCUGCUAACUAUGGAGAGAGAGCCACUGGGUAUGGUGUAGCCCUCUUGGUGGCGCUGUUCGGCCGUGCAUCACACUCUGCACUCCUCCAGUCAGUCUCACCCCUUGGUCAGAACCUUUCCAGUGAGGUCGAACUAGUUGGGAACGAAAGCAAGAAAAUACGACUGGUGUAAGAAAAUACAACCCUGGCUGUAUCUCGUUGGCCCCCCCGCAACAAUUUUGUUUAAAAUUAUAUUUCUUUUUCUAAAUCCCUUUUAUGUGGUAGGCCUUUUAUAAUAAACAAAAAUUUCAGGCAAAAAAAAAAA